Messenger RNA from Lacerta agilis (Sand lizard), 2418 nucleotides. It is a transcript of the gene B3GALT6, whose product is annotated as beta-1,3-galactosyltransferase 6. Gene Ontology annotation, molecular function: UDP-galactosyltransferase activity. Bases 107 to 1147 code for a protein of 346 amino acids. The record is from RefSeq and is a predicted model, not a curated record. The transcript has a single exon. Gene Ontology annotation, biological process: glycosaminoglycan biosynthetic process. NCBI's taxonomy places the organism in Eukaryota, Metazoa, Chordata, Lepidosauria, Squamata, Lacertidae. Gene Ontology annotation, cellular component: membrane.
CUCCUGAAAGUGGGAGGUGUUUGCCAAGAGGGCGGUGCUGAGGAAGCUGCUGCAGGGGAAGUGGUGUUUGCCCCACCCCUUAACUGUCACGUUUCUUCCUGCCACCAUGAAGCUCCUCCGCCUGCUGUGCCGCCACAAGACGGCUCUGGGACUCGGUGGCCUGUCUCUCUUUGGCGUGGUGCUCCUCUACUUGGCCAAGUGCACCUCAGAAGGCCUCAAGCCCUCCCACGGCUGGGGGCUGCCUCAGCAGCAGUCUCCUGCCCGGACUGGGGGAGUGAGUGGGCCUCACCCUCCAGCCGCCGCCCCACCUCCUCCUCCCGAGGAGAGCGCCUUCCUGGCUGUGUUGGUAGCCAGCGGCCCCAAAUAUACAGAGCGACGUAGCAUCAUCCGCAGCACCUGGCUCUCGGUGGCCGGCCGGGUCCCCAAUGGAGACGUCUGGUUCCGUUUUGUGGUGGGCACCGGAGGACUGACCGGGGAGGAGCUCCACACCUUGGAGCUGGAGCAGAGCCGCCAUCAGGAUCUUCUGCUCCUUCCUGACCUACGAGACUCCUAUGAGAACCUGACCUCCAAGGUCCUGGCUAUGUUUGUGUGGCUCGACCAGCAUCUGGACUUCCGCUUUGUCCUCAAAGCUGAUGACGACACAUUUGUGCGCUUGGAUGUCCUCGUGGAGGAGCUGAGGGCCAAGGAGCCACGCCGCCUCUACUGGGGCUUCUUCUCUGGGCGUGCCCGUGUGAAAUCCGGCGGGAAAUGGAAAGAGAAUGCCUGGCUCCUUUGUGACUACUACCUGCCCUAUGCUCUGGGCGGCGGCUACGUGGUUUCAGCUGACCUGGUGCACUACUUGCGCCUCACGCAAGACUAUCUCAACAUAUGGCAAGCUGAAGACGUAUCCCUGGGUGCCUGGCUUGCUCCAGUGGAUGUGAAGAGAGUUCACGACUCUCGUUUCGACACGGAGUAUAAAUCGCGGGGCUGCAACAAUAAAUACAUUGUGACUCAUAAACAGAGCAUUGAGGACAUGUUGGAGAAGCAUCAGACUCUAGCCAAAGAAGGGAAGCUCUGUAAAGAAGAGAUUAAACUCCGACUGUCCUACACGUAUGACUGGAGUGUGCCUCCUUCACAGUGCUGCCAGAGGAAAGAUGGUAUACCUUGAAAACUGUGAGGAAAGACAGUAUACCUUGGCAACUGUGCAAAUAAGAGGGGAAGGGAACACAACCAGGCAGGAGGAAAUCGGUGGUGAUGGAUGUGUGUCACAUUGAAAGCAUUCCUCCUCCUGCUGGAACUUUUAAAUUAUUCCAAGAUUUUCCACAGUAUGUCAGGCCAUAUUGCAUCACCCUUGCCAGUGUGGCAUAUGAAGGAUAUAGGGGAAGAGCAUGGAACAAACUACGGGUCUAGAAAAAUAGUACCUGAAAGGCAGGAAUUGGCAAAAGGAAAAAAUUUUAUGUAUUGUGGGACAAAGAAAUGAAGGAUUUUAAAGGCUCUUUAAGCUACUGUACUAAGUGUUAGACACAGAGCCGUGGUUUGUUUCCUUUCUUUGAAAGGAUAAGUGGGUUUUGGCCAAGGAUUCUGGCAAGUUUAAAGUGAAAUAAUAACAGAAGGGUAACUUGGUCCCUAGCACCAGUGGAGGAGAUUACUAGUGUGCUCUAUAAUGCUGUUCCUAAGCAGAAGGGGCUGCUUUUGUCAUUGACAAACCUUUGCACUGGCUAUGAUGGUGUAUUAGAGGUAGGAGAUGUCCAUUCUAGCAGGAAAUGUUCUGACCUUUAAACAUUUUUAUUAUAAGUGGAUGGCUUGUGUAACUUCUAUCCCUGGAGAGAAAUCCCUCAGAUCCCUUUCUAUGUCAACCUUUGAAAAACCUUUCAAAGGGAGAAACCUUUGAAAAUCAUUAAUCCUACUCGGAGUAGAUUCAGUGAAGUUAAUUAACAUAGCUAACCUGGUUCAGUAAUUUCAGUGGGUGUUCUCCAACUUGUAUCCAACUAAGUUAUACUCAACAAUAGACCCACUGAAAAUAAUGUGCCAAGGUACUUAUGUCCAAUAUUUUCAAUGGACCAUUACUUUGAGGAAGAACAUUUGAUGCAACUCUUUAGUUAUAUUUGGAAGAAUAGAUUAUUAGAAGGAAUCCACAAUGACAGCCUGGUCUUGACUGAAAAUCAUGCAGCAGUUGCUGCCAAUGUAGUGUAGUGUAGUUUCUGGAAUUAAAUGCUUCUAGAAUUGUUGAGUUGUAUCCAACAUUAGUCCUACCUGAAGUAGACCCUUCAAAAUUAACCAAUAUGAUAAGCUUAGGCCCCUUUAUUUCAAUGGGUCAACUCUGAGUAGGAUUCAGUUGGAUACAACCCUUUGUAUUGUAGCCAACAAUAGUUGUGCGCAGAGUAGACACAUUAAUUUUUUUUACCUACGUUAGUCAUAUUCAUUGGGUCUACUUUGAGU